CAUCGCGUUCCGUCAACGUUUGUAUUUAAGUGCUGGCCUUACUCAUCACCAACCAACAUAUAUUCAUAACAUAAUUACCAUAACAAAACAAAAUACACGUACCAUUGGCAAAGACGAAUCUAUACCGGAGGAUUUUGAUGACUUCAUAAAAAAGGCUACCCUCAGCAAGCAAAAAUGUCAUCAAAAACCAUUAACUACAUGGCAAUGGGUAUUAUAGAGCCCAAAGGUCGAAUGCAGAAUCUGGUUAGCUAUGGGAAUGUGAUUGAGGUGGAUCCCAAACAGCCAAUAAAUCGUUACUAUCGGUCUGGCACUGAAAUGUUACGCAUGGCUCAAGUCUAUUUGAGUGAAGAAAAUCAUGAAAAUGCCUUUAUUUUGUACAUGAAAUAUUUGACAUUAUUUGUGGAGAAAAUUCGCACACAUCCCGACUAUGCCAGCAUCAAGACGGAAAUGAAAGCCAUAAAUAAACGCAUCAAGGACGAGGUAAUGCCCACCUCAGAAAAGUUGCGGGUUAAAUUGUUGGACCGCUAUCAGCGAGAAUAUGAACUGUUCCUGGCGAACAAGGAGGCAGAGAGGGCACGUGAAUUGGAGCGCGAAAAAGCAAGGCGAGCCCGAGAAGCAGCUUCCAAUAAUUCCACCAAAGGUUCUACUAUCAUACCUGCUAAUUUGCAUGUUCAAAUUGAUCCGGAUAAUCAGCCAUCAGCUCCGGAUUUGGGUUUACUCGAUCAGGUGGUGUAUCCCAAUGAUUUUCCCACAGGUGGCGGACAGCGUAGUAAUUUGCUAUUGCCGAGCGACAGUUUGGAUAGAGAGGAUAAAAGAAAUAAUAUACCUUCAAAACCUUCAUUUGAUCGCUCACAAAAACCACAAUACGAUCGUUCCGAUUCCUUGCUGGCUGGAUCAUUGCGUACCGUGGUCAUACCACAAAAUACUAUGGAUGUUUUCUUGCAAUUGGCCAAGACAAAUACAGCGAAAAAUGUUGAAACUUGUGGCAUAUUGGCUGGUUCUCUGGCCAAAAAUCGUUUGCACAUAACCCACAUUAUAAUACCAAAGCAACAGGGUACACCAGACUCAUGCACCACCAUGAACGAAGAAGAAAUCUUUGAAAUUCAAGAUGAACAAAAUCUUAUAACAUUGGGAUGGAUACAUACCCAUCCCAGUCAAACAGCAUUUUUAUCAUCUGUGGAUUUGCAUACCCAUUGUUCAUACCAAAUUAUGAUGCCGGAAGCAAUUGCCAUUGUUUGUGCACCAAAAUAUCAAACUACUGGUUUCUUUAUACUUACCCCAAACUAUGGUCUGAAUUACAUCGCUGAAUGUCGGCAAUCUGGAUUUCAUCCGCAUCCAAAUGAUCCACCACUAUUCAUGGAAGCCCAACACAUUCAAAUGGAUGCUGGCCAAAAGAUAAAAGUGGUCGAUUUGCGUAGAUAGUUUCAGGAAUUUUAUGUGUGAAAAGGAACUGCAAUACAAAGAACACAUGCAACCACGAAAAAAACAAACAGGAGUCGAAGGAAAACUUUUUUUGUAAAUCUCAAAAUCCAUGAAACGAAUUUAAAUUGAGUAAAAUAAAUUUGGUGAAUUUAUGGUUAA
Molecule: messenger RNA, 1581 nt
Organism: Stomoxys calcitrans (stable fly)
Lineage: Eukaryota; Metazoa; Arthropoda; Insecta; Diptera; Muscidae
Product: STAM-binding protein
Exons: 7
Coding region: 175-1422 (415 amino acids)
Biological process (GO): protein K63-linked deubiquitination
Cellular component (GO): endosome; membrane
Molecular function (GO): K63-linked deubiquitinase activity; metal-dependent deubiquitinase activity; protein binding
Source: RefSeq, a predicted model, not a curated record